CCCUACUCACUAUCUACAGAGAAUCGAUGGCGGGCGCGAAGUCGUCGGUUCUGCUCGACGUGAAGCCGUGGGACGACGAGACCGACAUGGCCAAGCUCGAGGAAGCCGCACGGAGCGUCGCCAUGGAAGGACUGACAUGGGGUGCAUCCAAGCUUGUUCCGGUUGGGUACGGGAUGAGCAAGAUGCAGAUCAUGCUGACGAUCGUCGACGAUCUCGUGUCCGUCGACGACCUCAUCGAGGACCGUCUCUGCGCCGAGCCAGUCGACGAGUUCGUGCAGAGCUGCGACAUUGCCAGCUUCAACAAAAUAUGUGCGUGCCUAAUCCGGUCGUUCAGAAUAUUUUAG
Messenger RNA from Triticum urartu, 344 nucleotides. NCBI's taxonomy places the organism in Eukaryota, Viridiplantae, Streptophyta, Magnoliopsida, Poales, Poaceae. The record is from RefSeq and is a predicted model, not a curated record.